Messenger RNA from Chaetura pelagica (chimney swift), 2754 nucleotides. RefSeq names its product adenylate cyclase 3 (gene ADCY3). Gene Ontology annotation, molecular function: adenylate cyclase activity. Gene Ontology annotation, biological process: intracellular signal transduction; cAMP biosynthetic process; adenylate cyclase-activating G protein-coupled receptor signaling pathway. The transcript has 20 exons. NCBI's taxonomy places the organism in Eukaryota, Metazoa, Chordata, Aves, Apodiformes, Apodidae. The annotation marks the transcript as partial. Gene Ontology annotation, cellular component: plasma membrane. The record is from RefSeq and is a predicted model, not a curated record.
UGCGGCCUCCACGCCCUGGUGCUGGGGGUCACGGUGGCCCAGCAGCGGCAGGACGCCCUGGACCAGGGCACCUUGCUGAGACAGAUCCUGUGCAAUGUUGCCAUCUACCUUUGUGCCAUCACGGUGGGCACCAUGUCCUACUACAUGGCCGACCGCAAGCACCGCAAAGCCUUCCUGGAAGCGCGGCAGUCCCUGGAGGUCAAGCUCAACCUGGAGGAGCAGAGCCAGCAGCAGGAGCGGCUGAUGCUCUCCAUCCUGCCCAAGCACGUGGCUGAUGAGAUGCUGAAGGACAUGAAGAAGGACCCGAGCCAGAAGGAGAUGCAGCAGUUCAACACCAUGUACAUGUACCGCCAUGAGAACGUCAGCAUCCUCUUCGCCGACAUCGUGGGCUUCACCCAGCUCUCCUCCUCCUGCAGUGCCCAGGAGCUGGUGAAGCUCCUCAACGAGCUCUUCGCCCGCUUUGACAAACUGGCAGCCAAAUAUCAUCAGCUGCGCAUCAAGAUCUUGGGCGACUGCUACUACUGCAUCUGUGGGCUGCCCGAGUACCGGGAGGACCAUGCUGUCUGCUCCAUCAUGAUGGGGCUGGCCAUGGUGGAGGCCAUUUCGUAUGUGCGGGAGAAGACCAAGACGGCGGUGGACAUGCGGGUGGGCGUGCACAGUGGGACAGUGCUGGGGGGUGUGCUGGGCCAGAAGCGCUGGCAGUACGACGUGUGGUCCACUGAUGUCACUGUGGCCAACAAGAUGGAGGCGGGUGGCAUCCCUGGGCGGGUGCACAUCUCGCAGAGCACCAUGGAUUGCCUGAAGGGUGAGUUCGAGGUGGAGCCAGGGGAAGGUGGCUCACGCUGCGAGUACCUGAAGGAGAAAGGCAUCGUCACCUACCUCGUCGUGGUCCCCAAGCAGCCCCUGCGCAACGGCAUCAACGGGGUGAAGCUGUCACUGACCUCAUCCCAUGGUGGUUCCCCACCGUUGGUCAACACCAAGGAGCGCAAUGGCAGCCUCAGCCUGGCCUGCCCCAGCCCCGAGGACCCCGAGGAGCCUGAGGUCAGGGCGGUGAACCCCUCCUUCCCCAACCCUCGGCGGCGGCUGCGGCUGCGGGACCUGGCCGAGCGGGUGGUUGACGCCUCCCAGAACGAGCAGGAGCUCAACAAGCUGCUCAACGAAGCUUUGCUGGAACGCGAGUCCAUCCAGGCGCUGAAGGGGAAGAGCACCUUCCGGCUCUCCAUGCGCUUCAUCGACCCUGAGAUGGAGACGCGCUACUCGGUAGAGAAGGAGAAGCAGAGCGGGGCUGCCUUCAGCUGCUCCUGUGUCAUCCUCUUCUUCACUGCCUUGGUGGAGGUCUUCAUCGACCCCUGGUUGGUGGCCAACUACGUGACCUUUGUGGUGGGAGAGAUCUUGCUCCUCAUCCUCACCCUCUGCUCGUUGGCUGCCAUCUUCCCCCGGGUCUUCCCCAAAAAGCUCGUGGCCUUUUCCACCUGGAUUGACAGGACCCGCUGGGCGCGCAACACCUGGGCCAUGGCUGCCAUCAUCAUCGUCACCAUGGCUGACAUUGUAGACAUGCUCAGCUGCUGGCAGGAUCACAGUGGGCUGGGAAAUGGGACAGUGGGGACACCACAGCCAGGUGGCUGUGGGGAUCAGCCCAAGUACUACAGCUACAUCGCCCUGCUGGCCUUGGUGGCCACCAUCAUGCUGGUGCAGGUCAGCCACAUGGUCAAGCUGACCCUCAUGGUGCUGAUCACUGGGGCUGCUGGCACCGUCAACAUCUACGCCUGGGAGCACAUCUUUGACCAGUAUGACCGUCGCCGCGGCCAGCAAAGCAUGUCCUCGCUGGUCCCCUCCAAGUACUCCAUGACGGCCAUGAUCUUCAUCGUGAUGCUCAGCUUCUACUACUUCUCUCGCCAUGUGGAGAAGCUGGCCAGGACCCUCUUCCUCUGGAAGAUCGAUGUCCAUGACCAGAAGGAGCGGGUCUACGAGAUGCGGCGCUGGAAUGAGGCCCUGGUCACCAACAUGCUGCCUGAGCACGUGGCCCGGCACUUCCUGGGCUCCAAGAAGCGGGAUGAGGAGCUGUACAGCCAGUCCUAUGAUGAGAUUGGUGUCAUGUUUGCCUCCCUGCCCAACUUUGCUGAUUUCUACACCGAGGAGAGCAUCAACAAUGGGGGCAUCGAGUGCCUGCGGUUUCUCAACGAGAUCAUCUCUGACUUCGAUGCGCUCCUGGAUGAACCCCAGUUCCGGUGCAUUACCAAAAUCAAAACCAUUGGCAGCACCUACAUGGCCGCUUCUGGAGUGACCCCUGAUGUCAACGCCAAUGGCUACAGCACCAAGAAGGAGACCCUCUCGGACAAGGAGCGCUGGCAGCACUUGGCCGACCUGGCCGACUUUGCCUUAGCCAUGAAGGUGACACUGAUGAACAUCAACUACCAGUCCUUCAACAACUUCAUGCUCCGCAUAGGAAUGAACAAGGGGGCUGUGCUGGCGGGUGUCAUCGGUGCCCGCAAGCCUCACUACGACAUCUGGGGCAACACGGUGAAUGUGGCCAGCAGGAUGGAGUCCACUGGUGUGAUGGGAAACAUACAGGUGGUGGAGGAGACCCACCUCAUCCUGAAGGAGUACGGCUUCCGCUUCGUGCGCCGGGGAGCCAUCUACGUCAAGGGCAAAGGGGAGCUGCUGACCUUCUUCCUCAAGGGCCGGGAGAAGCAGGGCUCCUUCGUCAACGGCUCCUCUGUCACCCUGCCCCAUCAGGUGGUGGACAGCUCGUGA